Messenger RNA from Chaetura pelagica (chimney swift), 1240 nucleotides. RefSeq names its product tetraspanin 13 (gene TSPAN13). Gene Ontology annotation, cellular component: membrane. NCBI's taxonomy places the organism in Eukaryota, Metazoa, Chordata, Aves, Apodiformes, Apodidae. The record is from RefSeq and is a predicted model, not a curated record. The coding region runs from base 1 to 996 and encodes 331 amino acids. The transcript is spliced from 7 exons.
AUGGGCAGGGAGGAACCUCUCCCUCCCCAAACAACAAAAUGGCCGAGAAGAUGCCGAACCUCCCCCGGCCACCCUGAGGCGAGACCCCAGGCAGUUUCCCUCCCCGCAGCCCAUCCCGCAGGCAGCGCCCGGCGCCGCGGGCAGGGAUCCCGCAGCUCCCGCAGCGUUCCAGCGCCCCUGGGCCGGCGAAGGGGAGAAGGCGACGCAACAAAAGAAAGAAGCGUGCGGGCCCAGCGCCCCGCCUUCGAUGCAAACCCCCCGGGAGCCCGAUCAGCACCGGUGCGGCGAGGCCGAGGCCGCAGCGCAGCCCUGCGAGACCAAAGCACAGCGGAGAGGGUGAGGGCUGCGCUGGAGAGGCCCCAGCCCCAGGUGAGCCGGCCUCCCAGCUCUCCCCUGGGAUGGACCAGCGAGGUACCAAGUCUGGCUGCUCUGGGGCCCCGGGAGCAGCUGGUAAGCUUUUUGCUGAUUGGAAUUGCAACAUGGGGAGUCAGCUUCGGACUCAUCUGUAGCUUCAGAGUUGUUGGAGUGGUAAUUGCAGUAGGAAUCUUCCUGUUCCUUAUUGCCUUAGUUGGAUUGAUUGGUGCAGUGAAACAUCAUCAAGUACUGCUAUUCUUUUACAUGAUUAUUCUUUUUCUAGUUUUUAUUGUCCAGUUUUCUGUCUCCUGUGCCUGCUUGGCACUAAACAAGGAUCAGCAGGGUCAACUUCUAGAGGUGGGAUGGAAUAACUCUAAAAGCGCGAGAACAGAUGUUGAGAGAAGUCUGAAUUGUUGUGGAUUUAGAGUUUUUGAUCCAUAUGAACCCUGCCCUUCUGAUUGCUUUAGAAAUCGUCAGUGUCAACCAUGCGCACCGAUAAUAGAGGAGUACUCCGAAAUGGUGCUGAGGUUUGUUGGAGGCAUAGGACUCUUCUUCAGUUUCACAGAGAUUCUGGGAGUGUGGCUGACAUAUAGGUACAGGAACCAAAAGGACCCUCGUGCAAACCCUAGUGCAUUUCUUUGAUAAGUUUAUGAAGGACUGAAUCUUCUCUCUGCACCCUGUACUUCAAAAUACUGAUUCUUCAUAGUUAGGUAUUUCUCCAUAAUAGGAAUUCUACAUGUACACAAAAGAAAACUUUUUUUCCAUAAGAGAUUUGUAGUUUUCAUAUUUAAUUUUCCACUACUUUUCUUCUAAGAAUCUCUAUCUUGAAGUAGACUGGUGCAUUCAGUAGCUAGGCAGAGUCAAAAUGCUGCUCUGAGCUGGUUAA